Pseudoliparis swirei is the source of this 4310-nucleotide messenger RNA. It is a transcript of the gene lzts3b, whose product is annotated as leucine zipper, putative tumor suppressor family member 3b. Bases 78 to 2210 code for a protein of 710 amino acids. Gene Ontology annotation, biological process: regulation of dendritic spine morphogenesis. Lineage: Eukaryota; Metazoa; Chordata; Actinopteri; Perciformes; Liparidae. The record is from RefSeq and is a predicted model, not a curated record. Gene Ontology annotation, cellular component: dendritic spine. The transcript has 8 exons.
ACCUUGUGGGACGAGGGGCCAACGAGAAGAGCGGCGUUGGCGUCAACCAGCACCAGCACCAGCACCAGCACCGAGAGAUGGCAGCCGCCAGAGCCGAGAGUGAGAAGAACCCGGGAAGCCAUAACCCUCCAAGCCACAACCCGCCCAAGAUCCUGCCAGUGUCGGGGAAACUGGAGCAGGCGAUGCAGAAGAACUCAGUCCUUGUUCGUCCCUCUGCCUUCAAGCCGGUGGUUCCCAAGAGCUUCCACUCCAUGCAGAACCUGGUGGGCCAGGCAGGAGGGGCUGGGAGCGAGGGCAAGACUGAGGCAAGGAGUGAAGGGUUCAGUGAGAGCAGAGGAGGCAGGAGAGGAAGGGAUGGAGCGGGAGGAGAAUCAGGAGGGGUCCCAGAGGCCCUGCUCCUGGACCAGGACAGCCCAGUGAGGGUCAGCAGAACUGAGGGCGGGGGAAACAGUAUUGAAGUGGUUCAGGGAGGGAUGUCUGACUCAGGGAGGAACUCCCUGACCAGCCUGCCCACCUAUACGGGCUCGGGGUCCGGUUGUGGGCCCCCGGCAGUCCUGGGGCCUCUCAGUGCUUCCACCAGCCACAUCAACAGGUUGGGCAUGGUCGGGGCAGCUGCAUGCCUCGAAAAGCUUGAAAAGCCCGGCUACCAGAACGGGCUCAGCGCCUCAGACAGCGGCCGGUCCUCCUCGGGGAAAAGCUCCUCGUCCCAUCAGAGGCUGAGCCACCUGAGCGACGCCCCGGCACCUCUACGCCCCUCCCCCUCAUCCGAUGACAUCAUUCAGGACCUCGAGGACCGCUUGUGGGAGAAAGAGCAAGAGGUGCAGCAUAUGCGCAGAAAUCUGGACCAAAGUGAGGCUGCAAUCAUUCAGGUGUUUGAGGAGAAGCAACGUGUCUGGGAGCGACAGAUGGACGAGCUGAGGCAGAACUACGCUUCACGUCUCCAGCAGGUGACCCGUCGGGCUCAGCGCUCCCAGACGGCCCUGCAGGCCCAGAUCGGCCGUCUGUCCCAGGACAAGAGGCGGCUCCAGGAGGAGAUGGCGGCUCUGUUGGCCCAGAGAGAGGACCUGGAGAGAAAGUGUCUGGAUUACAGGAAGGAGCAGGCUGACAUCUUGCCUCGUCUGGAGGAGACCAAGUGGGAGGUGUGUCAGAAGGCGGGGGAGAUCUCCCUGCUGAAGCAGCAGCUGAGGGAGAGUCAGGCGGAGGUGACCCAGCGGGCCGGAGAGAUGGUGGCCCUGAGAGGCCAGCUGAAGGAGCUCAAUGCCCAGCUGAGGGAGCGGGAGGAGACCAUGCUGGGCCUGAAGGACUCCUACAGCACCAAGAGUGUGGAGCUGGAGAAGUGUGAGGGAGAGCUGAGGAGGACUCUGUCAGAGGUAUCCAUCCUUAGAGAGAAGCUGAGUGUGUUCGAGGCAGAGGUGCUCAGUUUGAAGCGGGCUCUGAAUGAAAGUGAUGAAGCCAAAGCCCAAAGGCAGGAAGCUCAGAGGCAGGAGAGGCAGCAACGCGAAGAAGCUCAGUGGCGCGACGCGCAGCAGCGGCAAGAUGCCAACAUGCAGCAGGACAUCCGAAUGCGCCAGGACGCCCAAAACAGGCCGGACGCCCAACUGCGCCAGGAGGCCCAACUCCGCCAGGAGGCUCAUCUCCGCCACGAAGCCCAGCUCCGGCAAGAGGCCCAGCUGCGCCACGAGGCGCAACUACGUCAGGACGGCCACCAGCGGGGUCAGGAGGGUCACUGGGACGAGGCGGGGGAGCUGCGCAGGCAGCUGGAGCAGCUGCAGGCCGCGUUGCGCCUGGAGCGGCAGCAGCGGGACCGGCAGGCCCUCAACUUCGACCAGGAGCGGCACACCUGGCAGGACGAGAAGGAGCGGGUUUUGAAAUACCAGGCACAGCUGCAGCUCAGCUACGUGGAGACGCUGCAGAAGAACCAAGCGUUGGAAAAACGCAUGAGCCAGCUGGGAGCCAAACCCAACACGACGUCCACCACCACCACCAUCACCACCACGACCACCACCUCCCCGACCUCUUCCAAUUCUCCGCCUCCGCCACCGGCCGUCCCACCUCUGUCUCCUCAGUCCCCGCCCGCUCUCCCUGCCCCCGUCGCCCUCACCAUCUCUCCUCCGUGUGAAGACCAGAAGGGUCCUCCGUCUCUCCACCAGCUUGCCAAUCCCUGGGCAGGGCCCUCCCGCCUGGAGAGGAUAGAGUCCACUGAGAUAUAGACGCGGCUCCACGACGUGUUGUCCAGCUCCAUACAAGACCUCUCACACAGAAACCACUUCAGCAUACAGUUGAAAACAUUUCAGUCGACAAUAGAAUAAAUCGGUGCAGUCGGACAUACUUUUCAAAGCAACUGAAGACACUGAACAGCAACAACAGCGACUGCGUAAUCCAACAUUAUCAGGAACAAGCAGUUGAACUUCAUUCAAUUUAUCGAUGAUUUUUCAACCUCCUGAGCAGCCUUUCUCUCACUAGUUGCACACGACUGCAUCCUACCUUAUCAGUGUUCAUGAGAAGUGUGCCACACUGAUGCAGGGCAGAAGAGCAACAUGUUGAAUGACAAUGUUUAGAUGACAGCACGAACACGAGGGGUCAUUUCAUGCCCAUGCUAGAAAAGGACCGAGACAAUCAGGGAUAUUGUCAGAAAUUAUCAACCAGAACAUUAUGCGGUAUUUAUUCAUUGUAAGUCUGUGUCACUGGUAAUGUAAAAGUAGAAAUAGUGGUCAGAGUGUGUGAUGUUAACUUGCAUUUUUGGCCAGAGAGCGCCUUACUCCAUUUUUUUCCAGCAUGUAUAUGAGAAUAAUGCUAAUGCUGGGAACAGAUGAAAAACAGACAAAAAAAAGAAUCAGGAAUGUGAUUAUCAUUUUCACUGCUAUAAUUAUAACAUCAGCAAACCAGUUAGACAAAGUCAUUACACAUGGCUGGACUAUUUCAAUUAAAUACCAGCAGAUAUCGACGUCGAAUAUCACACAGACGGAGUCUUGAUUCAGUUCUCAAGUCAUUUCAUGCACUGGGUCCAACAUGCAUGACUCAUUUAAAUGCACCGUCAAGACCAACAGAGUUUAUAUUUUCUACAAACUGAAUGAAAGAGAUAUGUUUAGUCGAUAAUCAACCCCAACUGAAUAUGUUUAUAGACGUGGGAGAGCCUGGUUUGCCUUCACAGCAGAAAGUCAGUGGUGACUAAAAACAAACACUGGAGGUCAGCAGAGGGCUUUUGCAGCGCUCACAGCUAACAUUUCCUCUCCUUGAACAGAAGCACACAAUUUGAAUUUGAUUAUUAUGACAAUUGUGUCGUUCACUUUGUGCGUUUACAGUCAAGAGAUCUGAGAAAUCAGUCAGUUAUCCCCAAAGUUAAAAUGAAAUUUAUAGAAUGUAUGAUAAUGAUAUACUAGAAAGAAAUUAUUAUAAAAGUUAUAGAUUGUAAAUGUGUGCGUGCGUGUCUGUGUCUGUGUGUGUGUGUGUGUGUGUGUGUGUGUGUGUGUGUGUGUGUGUGUGUGUGUGUGUGCGUGCGUGGGAGAGUGUGUGUGUGCAUGUGUGUAUACAUAUUCAAAGCUUCAGUUUAUGAGAUUGAGGAAAGAGGGACUAGUGGCAAUACAGCAAAGGAAGAUAUAUUGAAAUUAAAGGGAUUUUUUUUGGGUGCGUGGGGGAAGUUAAGUAGUAAGAUAUGAGAGCUUGGUACAAGGGCAGUGAGACUGACAAUUAAAACUGAGGGAGUCUGUAUAACCUUUCUUCUGUAUAGUUCAUUUAGACAAAGUCGGGGAGAAGGAAGUAAAAAAAUAUAUAUAUCUGAAAAAUGGAAAGUGCGUGUUUUUAAGAAAGCAUUCAGGCCAACUGCACUAUGUAGUGUCCUACACACGAGUUAUGAUGUACAGUAGGAUCAGAUGUGAAUAUCAUGGCUUUUAUACGUGUUGUUUACGCCAGCAUACAAAGAUGUUUCUCAAGAAUAUUAACUUAUCUCUAAGGUAUUACAUAGUAUUAUCAUCUUUAUUACUGUUAUUAUAUUAUGGUGUACUGACAGAGAAAAUAUGUGCCAUUUGAGCUUUCCUUUAUGUGUUUUUAUUUAUUUAUUUUCUAUGUGUAGAUAGCCUAACGGCCAACCAUGAUGGUGCAAGCAUAGCAACCCUGUCCAAAAAUGAUGUUCUUUUUGAUGUAGGUGAUAAAUGUAGUUACAGUAUUGCAUUGUUUAGAGAACAAAAUGCUACCAAUUUUAUACAUGUUUCAGAUUUAUUGUUUGCAUUUAUGUUACUAAUACUGUUCUGGCUUGAUUAAAACCCCCCUUUGUUCAAAUUCAGCAGAACUAAUAAAGAUAUGUGAAUAAUUCA